Molecule: messenger RNA, 1972 nt
Organism: Ruditapes philippinarum (Manila clam)
Lineage: Eukaryota; Metazoa; Mollusca; Bivalvia; Venerida; Veneridae
Exons: 3
Coding region: 535-1161 (208 amino acids)
Source: RefSeq, a predicted model, not a curated record
UAAAUAUCACAUCUAAAAGGAGGUACAUUGCGUUGUUAGCAGAUAUAUGUAAAUAGCUGUUUGUAAUAACUGCAUGGUAGAUGAUACAAAAUCAUGUCUCAAUGUGAUUAUAUUUGUAUGAUUUAACAUAAUAAACCGACCAGGACAUUAAUUGUUAUCAACCGGUAAUGGAUGAAAUUAUUUAGUUUAUGAUAUCAGUAGAUUAAAAUUUUGUCAAUGCUUGUUUUCUUUUUCUUCUUCUUUUUUUUGUUUUAUCUGUGAUAAAGUUUUGAAUCAUACGUUAUUUCAAAAACUAAGUUAUUUUUGUUUUGUUGCGUGUGUCUUCCUUAGACUUCUUAUUUAUGUGACACUAUUAUCAUGUUUAUGUUAUGUUUAUAGGAUUGUAUUACAUUUCAUAUGACCCGUGAUUAAAUUGACCAUCUGUACAAUGAUCUUAAUUAAUGCUCAUAAAAAUACAAUAUAAAAUCUUAGUUUCUUGCAAUAUUUGAAUGAUGCGAUUUCAUCUUACGGGAAAAAACUAACGCGUGUUCUUAAAUGUUUAAAGAUUAUAUUAAUUUAAAGUGUAAGGACACAAAGGAAGACACAUUCGUUAUGGAUCAACAACAGCUACAAGACAUAAAUCAAGAACACUCAUUGUCAGACGGUGACGGAAAUUGGAUUUGGAAGUCAGUGUUAAUGAUUUUGGUUAUUGGAUUUUUUGUGUAUUUAAUCAGUAAAAAAAGCCAGAAGAAAGUUCAGAUAUUUAUACCAAUGCAAACAGAAAUGACUGCAAAGUCUUCGUCGGCGAUUGCUGCUCUUUGCAAGGACUUAUCAUAUGAAGGUAUUAUAUGCGAUGAUGUUGAAAUGUUUCUCGAGAAGUUUCCUAUUGUUGUUGUGUGCCCAAUAUCUUCUAGGUUUGAACCGGACAUUGACCUUGCAAUUCAUGGAAUAAGUAUUAUGAAUCCAUUUGUAGUUCUUCUUCUUCACACUUGUCUAGAAAGUUCUCUUCCUAGAUUACCAACAUCUUCGAAACUCUACCACAAGGAAAAGUACAGAAACAUUGAAUUCAUUGACAUCGCUUACAACAUGGAUGAUAAAUUAUAUCAGUGUCAGAUGAAUAAAAAUGCAAGACUCCAGCUACAAACAUUCUUAGGCCGAUUUUUCAAGGCAAAUAAAAAGUAAUACGUUGUAUGUGUAUAUCAUAAACACAUUUCGUAUUGAUAGCGUAUGCGAGAUAAAGGAGCCAAAGAUAAAUAACUCAUCACGAGUAUUACUUGGCAGGAGUAAAAGAUGAAAGAGGUUAAAUAUAUUCUUGAACUUCGGCAUUAAGCAUUUUUUUAUUUAUUAUUUUUCUGUACUAUUUAAUUUGUUAGUCAACUUUCGGUAUUUGCUGAGUCAAUACAAGUAUGGUGUGUUUUAUAAAUGUUAUGUCGUACGAACUAAUCUUUAUUUCUACAUAAUGCCUAAAAAAUAUUAUUAAUAUACUUUAUGCAGAUAAUUGCAGAUAUCAGCAUUUCUGUGUAUGCUAUUUGCUUCAAUUAUAUGGAUUGUGUUACAUAUGUUAUACAUGUAAUAUGUUGUGUAAUUAUGUUUUGUGAUUUCAUUGAACAUAUGCAAUGCGUUUGAAUGUAUAGUUUUAUAAAAUGAUAUGCUUUUAAUAUUUCAUGAAUAAAAUGUACAUGUAUCUAUCUAUCCGUCUGUAUUAUAAAAAUGUACGUUUUCAAUUUAAUUGAAUGGACUGAUGUUCAUAAAACCUCAAUAUGAUUUCCUAUAUUUUUAGAAAAUCUAUAAGUGUUGACAUGUGUAAUCAACUUGAAAGUAAUUAAACUCCUGUGUGUAGUCAUUUUCAAUUAUAUUUCACACAUUUCAUUUAACAUUACUGACCACAACACAUGUAAUAGCUACAUGAUAAAGGAUCUUUAUGUUUCCCUUAUAAUAGACCCUUUAUUUAUUUCCUGGAAUUCCCAAAUAGUCGAUGUAUGUGUACAAGGAG